This is a messenger RNA of Hippocampus comes (tiger tail seahorse), 4862 nucleotides long. It is a transcript of the gene ptpn21, whose product is annotated as protein tyrosine phosphatase non-receptor type 21. Gene Ontology annotation, molecular function: protein tyrosine phosphatase activity. The transcript is spliced from 20 exons. The record is from RefSeq and is a predicted model, not a curated record. The coding region runs from base 479 to 4195 and encodes 1238 amino acids. Gene Ontology annotation, cellular component: cytoskeleton; cytoplasm. Gene Ontology annotation, biological process: protein dephosphorylation. Lineage: Eukaryota; Metazoa; Chordata; Actinopteri; Syngnathiformes; Syngnathidae.
UUUUUCAGAUCUCGUCGACGAAUUUAAGCCAUGGUGUCUUUUUUUUUUACAACCCAAAUUGUUUUAAGUAUACUGCAUGUCUUUGUUGGACUUUUAUCGAGUAAUAAAACACAAAUACAAAAGUUGUAGAUCCGCGGAUGAAGACACUUGUUGCGCCUCCAAUCCCAGGAAGCAAAACACGCUUGGAACCUGAGUGAUGCAGGACGAAGAGGGAUACUUUCGCCUUCACCCAGGAACGUACACAUUCGCCAUUUAAUGUAGUUAUUUGAAAUUGUUAAAUAAAAAUAGCAAGUGUUUAAUGGUGGAACUACCGCUUGGACUCAAGCCCUCAUCGGACCUUUAAACUCUCCCUGCGGCUCAACGGUUUGCUUGACAAUGAGCCCCGUGACUUCUACCAUUCAUGAGGUUUUAUUAGAACUGACAACGAGGCCAGUCAUUUGCAAGGACUAGUCACGAAGGAUCUGCACCGGCGUGAAUCAUGCCCUUGCCUUUCGGCUUGAAGCUCAAGCGCACGAGAAGGUACACCGUUUCCAGCAAGAGCUGCCUGGUCACUCGCAUCCAGCAACUCAAUGGCGAGUUUGUGGAGUUCACACUGUCAGUGGAGAGCACGGGCCAGGAAUGUUUGGAGGCAGUCGCCCAGAGAUUGGAGUUAAGAGAGAUUACAUUCUUCAGUCUAUGGUACCUGAACAAGCAGAACCAGCAGAGGUGGAUUGACUUGGAGAAGCCACUGAAGAAGCAGCUGGACAAGUAUGGCGUGGAGCCUACUGUCUACUUCGGAGUGGUGUUCUACAUCCCUAGUGUCGCCCAGCUGCAGCAGGAGAUCACAAGAUAUCAGUAUUAUCUACAGUUGAAGAAGGAUGUGCUGGAGGGCCGCAUCUCGUGCACUUUAGAACAAGCCAUCCGCUUGGCUAGCCUUGCCGUACAAGCUGACUUUGGAGACUUCAAUCGCUACGAUUCCCAGGAGUUUCUUCAGAAGUUUGCGCUCUUCCCUAUCGACUGGAUCCAGGAUGAGCGAGUGCUGGAGGAGGCCACUCAGAAAGUGGCUCUUCUCUAUCAGUCUUACAGGGGUUUGUCGUCCCCAGAGGCCGAGAUGUUGUACAUGCAAGAAGUGGAGAAAAUGGAAGGCUACGGCCACGAGAGCUAUCAAGCCAAGGACAACACGGGCACGGAUGUGACUUUGGGCUCCUGCCUCGAUGGCAUCUUUGUCAAACACAAAAAUGGCAGGCCUCUUCAUUUGUUCAGGUGGAAUGAAAUUAACAACAUGAGUCACAACAGGUCUUUCUUUGCCUUGGAGUUUCUCAACAGAGAGGAGAGUGUCCAGUUCCAGACCGAAGACAUGGAAACUUCCAAAUACGUGUAUCGCAUGUGUCUGGCCCGACUCAAGUUUUAUAAGCUCAACAAGAGCAGCCUGGAGGAGUGUGCCCCCAUGCCUCCUGUGGGCUCCCAGAAGUCCCUCCUCACUCUAGCCUUUCCUCGUUUUCCAAUGCUCUCUCGUCCCUCUCCGCCUUCAAAUAAGGGACAAACACAGUCCACAGUCGUCAACCCGGUCAGACGUCGAUCGUCAACAAGAUUGUCCCUGCAGACAAAGCCUCAGGGCUUCAUGAUGCCCCCGCCACAAAUGCACUACAACGGCCACUUCACGGAGCCCUACACGUCAUCGCAAGACAACCUGUAUAUGAACAGCCAGAAUGGUUACUACUACCACUCCCAGACCAGCCUGGACUGCCCACCUAUGGAGUACAGCAGCGGGGGGCGCUUGCGGAACGGCAGCGUGUACAGCGCCCACAGCACCAGCUCCCUGACCAACCCCCAGCACUACCUCCAGCCCUCACCCAUGUCCUCGAACCCUUCAAUCACCAGCGACAUCACCCGGCCUGACUACGUGCCCUCUCACCGCCACAGCGCCCUCAUCCCGCCUUCCUACCGCGCCACUCCAGAUUACGAGACGGUGAUGCGGCAGAAGAGCCGAGGCGGCGGGGGGAUGCUUUUGUCUCAGGAGCAUCGGCAAAGUCACUCAAUGAGGAACCUGAACAUCGGGAACUCGUACGCUUACAGCAGGCCAGACCCUCUUGUUUACAGUCAGCCCGAGAUCCGAGGGGAGCACGGCGGCACCGCCCAGCACCACCACCACCACCACCACUAUCCCUUCCACGUGGGCUCCAGCUUCCACAGCCCGUCGCCGUACCACGCUUACCCAAUCGAGAGGAGACCCGUGGUGGGAGCCGUCAGCGUCCCAGAGCUCACCAACGUCCAGCUCCAACAAGCCCAAGAGUACCCAGCCCCCAACAUCAUGAGGACGCAGGUGUACAGACCGCCUCCGCCGUACCCGUAUGCUCACCCGCGGCCCGCCAACAGCACGCCAGACCUGUCGCGUCACCUCUACGUCAGCAGCAGCAACCCGGACCUGAUCAUCACGCGUCGCGUGCACCACUCGGUCCAGACGUUCCAGGAGGACAGCUCGCCUGUGGCUCAUUCUCUGCAAGAGGUCUCCGAGCCUCUUUUGAGCGGGCCGGCGCAGAGACCACCUUUCCACGCCCAGAAGCGCAACUCCAUCGAGAUAGCCGGACUGGCGCAGAGCCUCGAAGGGAUGCGACUGAAAGACCGGCACGUGUCACCUUCGGCGGCCGAGGCUGCCUCGCCUCCCCCGGCCCCGCGCGGAGUUUGCUCGCGGGGUUCCCAACUCAAUGUGUUUUUGGAGCGUGUCAAGACGGAAGACGGGAGCGACACCAAGGACGACGUGCAGUACGGACACAAGAAAUCCCUCUCUGACGCCACCAUGCUGGUGCACAGCAGUGGCGAUGAGGAGGAGUUUGAAGAAGACGCAGGGCGCCACACGCCGCUCUCCCACGAAGCGAUCGCCGCCAUCAUUCCGGAGGGGUCUCCGCAGCACGUCUUCACGGCUCCUCAACAACAGACUCCCCUUGAGCCCCCGCCUGCUUAUCCCAUCGGCUCGUCUCUGGACCCCUCGCUGGCCUCCGCCCUCGCCUACAAGGCUCAUCCUCUGAUCCACGAAGCUGUGCCUCUGCACCUGCGCGAGGAGCGACAACGCAGAAUCAUGCCCUCGGUCUCAGAGGGAGAUCUGAGCGGCGAGGCCAAGCACAAGUCCAAGAAGGACUUGAAGAACAGACCCGUGUCUGAUGUGCCUCAGGCCAAGAAGAUCAUCGAAGGUUUACCUCCUCCGGGCAUGAAGAAGAGCGUGCGGUCGGACGUGAGGAAGAUGGGGGCGCUCAAGGUGGCCCAUCUCAACGGCCUGUCGAUGUCCAGGCACCCGGUGCAGAGCGAAGCAAAGGACGAGCCUGAACGAGACUCCAAUGACGAAAGGUGCAAAUUCCUGGAGCAGCACAUGGAGAUGGGCGAGCUGCUGAAGGAGUACGAGAGCAUCCCUAAGUGUCGUUCGGCGGCCGAUUGCACAGUCGCCCAGAUGGCCGAGAGCGCCGACAAGAACCGCUUCCAGGACGUGCUGCCCUACGACGACACCCGAGUGGAGCUGGUGCCCACCAAAGAGAACAACACGGGCUACAUCAACGCGUCGCACAUUAAAAUCAACAUAGGAGGACACGAGUGGAACUACAUCGCCAGCCAGGGGCCUCUUUCCAACACAUGCCAGGACUUUUGGCAGAUGGUGUGGGAGCAAGGUGUCGCCAUUAUCGCCAUGGUUACCGCCGAAGAGGAGAGCGGGCGAGAGAAGAGCUUCCGCUAUUGGCCUCGUCUCGGCUCGCGGCACAACACGGUGACGUACGGCCGCUUCAAGAUCACGACGCGCUUCCGCACCGAGUCGGGCUGCUACGCCACGACGGGCCUGAAGAUCAAACACCUACUGUCGGGCCAGGAGCGCACCGUGUGGCACCUGCAGUACACAGACUGGCCAGACCACGGCUGUCCCGAUGAUUUCAAAGGCUUCCUCACCUACCUGGAGGAGAUCCAGUCGGUGCGGAGGCACACCAACAGCAUUAGUGAGCCAAAGAACAGCAACCUGCCCGUACUGGUGCACUGCAGCGCCGGAGUGGGGCGCAGCGGCGUGGUCAUCCUCUCCGAGAUCAUGAUCGCCUGCCUGGAACACAACGAGAUGCUGGACAUCAAAACUGUUUUGAUGAAGCUACGCCAGCAGAGGAUGAUGAUGGUCCAGACCUUGUCCCAGUACACCUUCAUCUACAAGGUGCUCGUCCAGUACCUCCGCAACUCCCGCCUCAUCUGAGAACCCCGAAAAUAUGCCGUGUGCUCCUACAAGGCUGACCCACAACUCUCCUAAACAGUAUUAUAGUGUUUUGUUUUGUUUUACAUUGAUUCUUGCUGGGUAAAGCACUUUUUAACAGUACUCUGCUGUAGCGCUCAAGCUGCGUCAAAACUAUGACGACCAACGCGACUUCGUGACAAAGCGAGCAGAAGGUGACAAAUGAAGGAAAAUGACGCAGCCACAAAGGAUUCUUUAUAAACUUGAAAGUUCUUUUAUUUAAACAUUUGAUCAAGUGCCUGCAGACUAUUUUUUUUUUAACGAUGGACAGUGUGAUUGCGGUGAAACAAAAUGUUUGCGUGGCUUUUGUGUAUGUGUGUGCUGAACUACAACAAGAAGGUCAGAAGACGCAUGCACGACACCGCAUGUGACUUAAAAUCCUUCUAAAUUUCAGGGUUUCAGAUUUUUGUUUUUCGAACACUGACCGAGUCUUAGGGUUUCUUUUUUGUGGCCGUUUUGUCCAUGUUCAUGUUUUUGUUGAUAAUGUACACAAUGUAAGAUUUGUGUUUACUGUACAAACUGUAUAAAGUCUAUAUAUGAUGCACAAACUAAAUGGUGUGCCUCUGAAAUGUUUAAAUAAGAGCAUAAAAAAAAAAUCUGACUCGAAUAAACAUGUGAAAAUGUUCAGCAA